UCAGUCAGUUGCGAAAGCGCGCAGUUCGCGCACGCGCCGUACUAAUCUUUGUUUAAAGUUCGUAUUUUACGCGGGAAAAUUUGGGGUGGAUCAAUUAUUUAAACGGCAAUAUGGCUUCGACAGCCAUAUGUGGCCGUUUUGUUUUACUCCUUGCUGCAGUGGCGGCUUCCACGGCGCUCACGUUUGAUGAAGAAGCGACAAACGAUGUGAUUGCGGCAGCAGGCUCAGCUCGUGACGGCGGAGAGGUCGCCGUCUUAAUCAAAGGCCCAGAGGGGAAGAGUAACAGACGAGAAAUAUUGUUCCGUGCCAUGGCUUCCGAUGACGACGCCAUUUCAAUGUACUAUAAUCAUAAGACGAACAAAAUAUCUCUUGAGAGUCUUAACGGCAGCAACCUAAAAGGAGUGUCCUGGGGUCUCGGGACUCAUUCGCAUGAGAAGCUUAUCCUUGUAGUGGCGACAGAUAGAGUGAAAUUGUAUGCUGGCUGUAAAUCCCUCCACUGGCAUGAUAUGCCAGGACAGCACGAUGUUCUACAGCUGUUCUCUAAACAGAAGUUAAAACUGUAUCAUGAAAAAAGUGUACCAAUCGAAGUGUAUGGCAAUGAACACGCAGCAUUAGACGCUUUAAGUUGCGAAGCUCAUGAGAAUCCAUUAAAACCACCAACAGUAAUGUCUUCUGAUAAAUCUGACGUAGAAGAUGUCAAAGAAUUCAUCGCUAAAGACGCUCGGAGGAAGAGAGAGGAAGAACAAAUGCAAGGAGAUGAUUAUAGAACGAAUUAUAUAGAUCCAAAUGGGAUACUUCCACAGCCACCGCAAGCGACUACACAAAGAGGUGAUAUUCCAUCGAUGGAUAUAGAAUCAUGUGAUGAUGAAUUAAUUCGUCAGCUAAACCUUCUGAGACAAACCAUUGAAAUGCUUCGUAGAGAAAUGGCGGAUCAGAAAGGCAAUAUUGACAAUUUGAGGAACCAAUUGCGUGUCUGCUGCAACCGAGUACAACCUCCACCGCCGCCGCCGGUCGAAAGAUGCACCACAUCUUCAUGUUAUCCUGGUGUGGAAUGUCGUAACACGGCGAGUGGUGUCCAAUGCGGUUCCUGUCCCCGCAACAUGGAGGGAGACGGUAGACGAUGCAGACCCAUACUAUGUAACAGAAGACCUUGCUCCCAAGGAGAAUACUGUGAGGACACGGAGCAAGGCUACCGCUGUGAAAGAUGUCCCUCAGGACAGAGCAGUGAUGGCUUGACUUGUCGUUCUUCUUGCAGCUCUAACCCUUGUUUCGGUGGUCGUGUUGCCUGUCAAGAUUUACCUGGAGGCGGUUACCGCUGUGGCCCCUGCCCAGCUGGUUUCCAUGGCAACGGCGAGGACUGCCAAAGGUUAUCGUGUCAUCAUAUUUCGUGCUAUCAGGGUGUGGAAUGUCAAGAGACAUCAUCAGGACCACGUUGUGGAUCCUGUCCUGAAGGUUACCUGGGAGACGGGCAGAGAUGUCAGCAUAUCUGCGACGCCAGAAGACCUUGCAGGGAGAGGAAGUGCACGCCAGUAUCUACCAGCCCGUACUACCAGUGUCAGGAGUGUCCGAAAGGAUUUCAAUGGAGUGGUUACAGCUGUGUGGAUAUUGACGAAUGUGAUUUGAUCCGUCCAUGCGACGAGCUGGUCUCGUGUCGUAAUGAGGAGGGUGGGUUUACUUGCGGGCCGUGUCCUGCCGGGUACGCGGGCAGUGCGGGGUGGCGCGGCGCGGGGGAGGAGCGGCGCCGCGAGCGCUGCAUUGAUAUCGACGAGUGUGAAGAUGGACGCACCAGCUGUCCUCGAGGACGGCUUUGUGUUAACACACCGGGUUCGUAUACAUGCGUGCCGUGCGGUGGCAACUACUACGUGAAUACAUCACGGCCGUGCUUAGAGCCGGGCUCACUAGUGCAACGCUGCGACUCCGCGCGCUGCCGCCGGUAUAACGCCGUCUGCGGGUUCGGACAGGAGUGCGUCUGUGCGACCGGAUGGGCGGGCAACGGUACUGUUUGUGGACCGGACAGAGAUAUAGACGGAUAUCCGGACCAUAAGUUGCCGUGUAACGAAAUACACUGCAAAGCUGACAAUUGUCCGGAUGUGUCAAACUCCGGACAGGAGGACGCGGACGGUGAUGGCAUUGGAGACUCCUGUGAUGCUGAUGCUGAUGGUGACGGCAUUCCUAAUAUUCCGGAUAACUGUCCACUGGUAUCAAAUCCGGAUCAACUGGAUAGGGAUGAAGACCGUAGUGACAAAAGAGGUGAUGCGUGUGACAACUGUCCUCGACGGUACAACCCGGGACAAGAGGACGCAGACCGCGAUGGCAUCGGUGACCUCUGUGACACUGAUAUGGACAAUGAUGGUAUUGUAAACGAGGAUGACAACUGUCCCCGUGUCCACAACCCGGGUCAAGAGGACAUGGACGGUGACUACAUAGGUGACGCGUGUGACAACUGUCCUCGUGUCCGUAACCCAGCGCAGGACGACGCUGACAAAGAUAACGUCGGUGACGCGUGUGACAGCGAUGUUGACCGCGACCAAGAUGGUGUUCAGGACGGUUUAGACAACUGUCCUAACCUAGCCAACAGUGACCAGCUGGACGUGGACAAUGAUGGCAAGGGUGAUGCCUGCGAUGAUGACAUUGACGGUGAUGGCAUACCAAACUUAGAGGACAACUGUCCUCUUGUACCUAACUCCAAUCAAUUGGAUAGUAAUGGCGACAGUGUUGGUGACUUAUGUGAUAAUGAUUUCGACGGAGAUAAUGUUACAAACUCUUUGGACAAUUGUCCAAAUAACUCCAAGAUAUUCCGCACUGACUUUAGAGAAUACAUGACAGUAAGGUUAGACCCUGAGGGUGAGUCUCAGCAGGACCCUAACUGGGUGAUAGCUAACGACGGCGCCGAGAUCCUGCAAACCCUUAACUCGGACCCUGGACUCGCUGUUGGCUUUGACAGUUUCGGUGGUGUUGACUUCGAAGGAACUUUGUUUGUUGACACUCAAAUAGAUGAUGAUUAUGUAGGAUUUAUAUUUGGAUAUCAGAACAACAAGCGGUUCUACGUGGUGAUGUGGAAGAAGAACACGCAGACGUACUGGCAGACGACGCCGUUCCGCGCAGUCGCCGAGCCCGGGAUACAACUGAAGCUGGUCAAUUCAAAGACCGGUCCUGGGAAGACGCUGCGUAACGCGCUCUGGAACACGGAAUCCACUCCUGAUCAAGUGACUCUCCUCUGGAAAGACCCUCGCAAUGUCGGCUGGCGUGAGAAGACCGCGUACCGUUGGCGUCUGCUGCACCGCCCUAAGAUCGGUCUCAUCCGGCUGAAGAUAUACGAGAACAACCGGCUGGUAGCUGACUCCGGCAACGUGUACGACUUCACGCUGAAGGGAGGCCGCCUCGGCGUCUUCUGUUUCUCGCAAGAGAUGAUCAUCUGGUCCAACCUUGUGUACCGGUGUAAUGAUAAAAUACCUUCGAACAUCGUUUCGGAACUACCGACACGGCUGUUGAAGAAAUUGGAAGUCGACCACAACUUUAUUUAUGUAUAAAUACUGCUUCAGUAUUGAAACGGACUUUAAAUUGUUACUAAUAAGAAAAAAAUAGAAUUUUACGUUGAUAUAAAUGUUGGAAAACCUUGUCACAAUAAUAGUUACAGAAUUUAUUUAAAGCUUUAAUUUCUUACUGCUAGUAAAGUGGUUUCACUUAACCAUGUGUUCGCAUAUUUGAUUUUUUUUUAGUUUUAGUUAUAACUUUAUUAAGACCUGUCCUACCAAAUUGUAAAUUGUAUGAUAACAAACGUGUAAAAUAUGUAACGGAAAUAUCGGAUUUUGUUACUUUAACUGACAGUAGCGUCGCUUUUAUGCUAUCUGAGCCUUUAUCAGCCAGUAGUGGGACAGGCCCUUGGACUUUUAAAUAAUAAAUCUUUCCACUUUAUUCAUAAAAUUUACGUUUGGAAUAUAAGAAUAGGAAAAUAAAAUCUGUUUCUUAAUAUUUUUUUUAAACCAAAUUAAGUGCCAUACUUUAUAGUGUCGGGACAUAUGUGUUCACAAUACUUUGUGUUUUAUUAUACUUAAACGCAGUAUCAGGUAUACUAAGUAAGGUUUUAUAUGAAUUUAACAGAUUUCUGAGGUAUUUAA
Papilio polytes (common Mormon) is the source of this 4118-nucleotide messenger RNA. It is a transcript of the gene Tsp, whose product is annotated as cartilage oligomeric matrix protein. Bases 111 to 3530 code for a protein of 1139 amino acids. Gene Ontology annotation, cellular component: extracellular region. Gene Ontology annotation, molecular function: calcium ion binding. Lineage: Eukaryota; Metazoa; Arthropoda; Insecta; Lepidoptera; Papilionidae. Gene Ontology annotation, biological process: cell adhesion. The record is from RefSeq and is a predicted model, not a curated record. The transcript is spliced from 21 exons.